AAAAAUUAUAUUAAUGUGUUAGGCCUAGUGUUGCAUUAGAGUAUUGGUAAAAUGUCUGGUUUAAGUGCAUGUGUUCAUUAUUAGAAGGGUAAACAUUUAUGUUUCACCCUAUUUUGUUUCUGAAAUAAAUGUUUAUUUCUUGAAAUUACUAAUAAUAGCAUGAGUUGGGUUAGUAUAAGUAUAAACCACAUGUCUACGAUUUUGAAAUCGGGUCUCAUGUUAUCGUCUGUGGUUUCGACGCCAAGGCUCCAGCAAGGAAUACUUGCGAUAGCCAAAUAUCAACCCUUAAUCACUCAGAUGGCAAGUAUGAAACUAUGGCCAAUUCCACCGUCCUUUAAAGAUAUUGAUCUACCAGAGAAAAGGAAACUUCCUCAGUUAGAUAGAGUUCCAAUUAUACCAAGUAAUGUUAGAGCUCCAAAGAUGACCAAAAGGCUUAUUGACAUUCGAGGGCCAGAACUUGUUCAUAAUCAGUUGAUAUAUAAACAAUACGGUAUCAUUGCUUUGUCAGGAGGCAACUUGCGGUGGAAUCAUAUUGAGUCGAUGAGACUUGCUAUCAACAGGAAAAUGGAUUCAAAGAGAACAUUUGCUGUUUGGCGCAUUGAUUCUCCAUGGAAACCAAUAACAAGAAAAGGACAGGGAAAAAGAAUGGGAGGAGGAAAAGGAUCUAUAGAUCACUAUGUCACACCUGUUAAAGCUGGUCGUGUAAUAGUAGAAGUUGGCGGACAUACAGAGUUCCAAGAAAUUGAGCCAGUUUUAAAAGAGGUUGUUAACAAGCUUCCUUUUGAUGCUAUGCCCAUCAGCCAGAAAAUACUCGAAGAACUACUGGAAGAAGAACAACGAAUCCUGAGAGAUAAUGCAAACCCAUUCAGUUUUGAAUAUGUUGUUAAAAACAAGAUGCAAGGUUGUCAAAACUGGAUCAGUAGUUACGAUAACUAUUGGUUUGGAAGAUAUAUUUAAUUAUCAACAUUAAGUUUAAAUUAAUCUAUCACGGUACAAGUUCUGAAUUUUUCGUGGAUUAUUAAAUUUUUGUAAAAAUUAAAAGAGUGUGUGAUGAUUGGUCUUGUCUCUCUUUUAGCUGUAUCAGUUGCAUUUCAUUAAAAAAUAAAAUAAACCAUAUAAGCAAACAUACAAGGGUUUAAAUCCUUUUACAGUUAAUUUGAAAGAUUAUCCAAAAUUGGUCUUAGAGUUAAAGUGGACUUUAGGUUGACUACUUUAACAAACAUUUUAUUUCUAUGCAGAAAUAUAUUUUGAAAUUAGUAGACUUAUGAUUAUGUAUUGAUGAUUAUUUUUUAACAAAUUUUUGUGACAAGUGAAGAAAAUGCAUUUGGUAGACAGUAUUAAGUAUAACUUUAAUGUUUUACCGAGGAUAGUCAUGUAUGAAAUAGAAUUCAGCUUGUAUGUAUAUAGUCUCCAUAAUAGCUGCACUUUUAAUAAAUAGUUUUGUAUA
This is a messenger RNA of Limulus polyphemus (Atlantic horseshoe crab), 1447 nucleotides long. RefSeq names its product 39S ribosomal protein L16, mitochondrial-like (gene mRpL16). NCBI's taxonomy places the organism in Eukaryota, Metazoa, Arthropoda, Merostomata, Xiphosura, Limulidae. The coding region runs from base 160 to 957 and encodes 265 amino acids. Gene Ontology annotation, molecular function: rRNA binding; structural constituent of ribosome. The record is from RefSeq and is a predicted model, not a curated record. The transcript has 6 exons. Gene Ontology annotation, cellular component: mitochondrial large ribosomal subunit; ribosome. Gene Ontology annotation, biological process: mitochondrial translation.